AGCAAAAGCUGUCUGCUCUCCUGUCCGGUUUCCGUUCUCUUUGUUUACCGACAUCCAUGCGGUGCGUGUUUGUGUUUUGGAGUCUUACUGCGUUGUGAAUUUUCUAGCCUUGUGCCCAAAUUCCUGAUUAAAUGGCAGGCAAAAAAUCAACCAAGUCUGCGAGUGAGAAACCAAAGAAGUUUUACCUCUUGUGGUUUCCGAAGACAAAUGAAGAAAAAUCUACGUUUGACGUAGUCAAACGUACGUCGGUGCCCAGUGGUUAUCGCGAGGUCGGCCGAAACACAAGACUACCCUAUGGGAAAGGAAAAGCACAGAAAUUUUAUGAUUGCAAGAUUGUUGGUGAGGGUGAUGAUGCAGUGGCACUUGGUUUUGCGAGAGUCAACGCAGAAAACGGCGAAUUAAUGCCACUGGAAGCCAAAUGCUAUCCAGAGCACAUUUUGGCUUCAAAGAGGCAGGUGGACCGGGAAGUGCGGGACAACAACAAAGCAUUGAAAGCUUCAAUCAAGCAUCAGGAUGCAUCUCUAUUAUCGCUCACCCCCGUGGUAAGUAUGGCUUCAACAAAACCAGUUUCCCCUAUUUUGUCUUCGUCUGAUGUUGCAGGAAGCAGUGAGCCAUUGGACGAGUCUCUGCCAGCCUCGUCAACCGAGUUAUCUGUGGGAGAUGUCAGCCAAGCGUUAUGGACAUCCGUACGUUAUAAUGUCACCAGCGAGGUGCAAAUAUUUCUGGAGGUUCUCAGUGAGGCAGCCAAAAGCUUAAGUGCUAAAAACUCAAAUGCAGGCUGGCUGCAUAGCAUCCUUCACAAUAUGUGUAAAUCUGCAGAAACCCAAAAAAAGGAUUUGCAAUUACCAAUGAUGUACCUCCAAAACAGUGAUGUGUGUCCUCACGACCUUUUUGGAAAUCAAACAAUUUUUGUGCCAGCCAUGGUUGGCCUGUUAAUUAAGACCGAAACUGAAGUAAAAGGAAACGGGUGGAAAGAUUAUGUGGCAGUGGUUCUCAACUAUCUUUAUGGAGACAAACUUGCAUUAUUGUCAGCAAAGGGGAAAAGAAACACAACAGGAAUUAACAAGAAACUGUAUAAAAGUCUUUAUGAGAAAUGCUUAGUAAGUGAUUUCCCUGAUCCCCCUGCUGGCAAAGAAGGCAUAAAGAGUUUCAACAGAUGUAUUAAUCUGUUGUCUCAACAUAAAAGGCAAGCGAAUGUCAAUGAAGAUCAUAAGAAGAACAGGAAGCGUGGUAAGGAGCUUGGAGAGAAUGAGGAGGUUGAGGAGGAGCAGCCUCAUGACAAAGUUGCAAGACAAGCUUCUCAAUCUAUUACUGAAGAAGCAACGCACUUCUCUCGACCUGUUGGAGAGGAAAAUGAACUGCAGCGAUGUGCCUCAAUGAGGGAAGCGGAGGAACUAUUACAGGAGGACCGCUUUCAUAACUAUUCUGUAGUUCACAAUGAAUCACCCCGCUCUGAUUGUAGAGAAAUUAGAGAUGGAGAAUAUAUAAUGCUGCAAACACCAUCAGCAGGACCCAGUACACAGAACCGGACAUUUAGAAAUAUAUUUUUGGAAGGAGCAGCAGAUAACAGGCAACGAGAACAAGAAGCAUACAGCCAGGAACAGGGGAAGCACUUCAAUAUACUUCAAAGUUCUCACAGCUUAAAUGAAUCAAAUGGCACAGUAGUUCAGGGACCGUAUGGCAGUCCAUUUCAGUUACACACACUUUCUACCUCUCGUCACUGUGCCCUACCAGGAGCAAUUAACGCACAAGUGCAGGGGCAGAUGGCACAACAUUCGCAAGCACCAUCCAAGUCACAGUCCAGGCCUUCAUCAUCAGGAUAUUAUACCUCCGAUGCCAUAGCAAAUGCCCUUCAGGUGCUAAGAGCAAAUGGCAUACCUGUGCCCAUUAGAUAGAUAGUAUUUCUGUUUUGUUUUUUUUCCAAUGUGUACUAUCAGCGCAGAAAAAAUUGAACCCCUCUGACGUCCAUUUUCCAAGCAGAAAGGGCUCCCUUCUUUCUGCGCUGAUAGUACAUGUUUUACAUUAUCUGGUAAAGUUAUUGUAGUUAUUGUAUAUUGUAUCAUAUUGUAUUGCAUUAGAAUUAUGUAAAG
Molecule: messenger RNA, 2090 nt
Organism: Frankliniella occidentalis (western flower thrips)
Lineage: Eukaryota; Metazoa; Arthropoda; Insecta; Thysanoptera; Thripidae
Exons: 14
Coding region: 132-1895 (587 amino acids)
Source: RefSeq, a predicted model, not a curated record